Molecule: messenger RNA, 1118 nt
Organism: Stomoxys calcitrans (stable fly)
Lineage: Eukaryota; Metazoa; Arthropoda; Insecta; Diptera; Muscidae
Product: phospholipase A1
Exons: 2
Coding region: 38-1060 (340 amino acids)
Biological process (GO): lipid metabolic process
Molecular function (GO): lipase activity
Source: RefSeq, a predicted model, not a curated record
ACUAUCGCAACAGACAAUUUGAUCGUAUCGUGUAGCCAUGAACUAUCUUUUGCUAUUCGCUCUGUGUGUAACAGCUGGAGCCUCUCUUGUUCCUGAGGCGGAGCGUGUCAAUGGAGAAAAUGGCUGGUAUGUUCCUCAACACGAUGGAUCCUUUAAAUGGCUGGACCUGGACGAAGCUGAAGUUUACCUUAAUGAAACGGAAGCCGCUUUGCAUCACCGUUUGCCAGACACUGUGACCUUCUUUCUCUAUACCAAAUCGAAUCCCAGUGAAGGACAUCAAAUCACUGCUUCUUACAAUUCUAUUAUAAAUUCGCCCUAUAAUCACAGAAAUCCCACCAUAUUCACCAUACAUGGCUGGAAAGGAAGCAAGAAGGAUUAUGUCAACCAGGGUGUUCGAGAAGCUCUUUUGGAGAAUGAUGAUUACAAUAUUAUCGCCGUCGAUUGGAGUCGCGCUCGCUCUGUGACCUAUGCAGCUUCAGUGCUGGCUGUUGAGGGAGCUGGAAGGAAGGUAGCUAAGCUGAUUGAUUUAUUGGUAAACAAUCAUGGCUUACAAUUAAAAGAUUUGGAAAUUGUUGGUCAUAGUUUGGGCGCUCAUGUCGCUGGUCACACGGGCAAGCAUAUAGGAACCGGAAAAGCUCAUACCAUUGUUGGUUUAGAUCCUGCCCUUCCCUUGUUCCAUUACAACUCGCCAGCGAAACGUUUGGCCUGGUCAGAUGCCCACUAUGUUGAAUCCAUUCAAACAAAUGGUGGUAAGCUAGGUUUCUUAAAGCCCAUCGGCAAAGGAGCUUUCUAUCCCAAUGGUGGCAAAUUUCAACCUGGAUGUGGAGCUGAUUUAUCUGGCUCCUGCUCCCACGGUCGCUCUGUCACUUACUUUGUAGAAAGUAUCAAGAUGGAUAAUUUCGCUACAGUGCAAUGCGAGGAUUAUCAGAGUGCCGUAGCCAAAAACUGCGGGUCCACCUACAGUUCUGUUCGCAUGGGCAAUACUGCUAACGCGUUUGUGGUCAAUGGGCAGUAUUAUGUUCCUGUCAAUAAGGUGUCUCCCUUUGGUAAAUUGGAAUAGCUGUAAUCAUAACAAUAAAAGAAAUAUGACAAAAUAAAGGCAAAAAACGAAUAAACGA